Molecule: messenger RNA, 3000 nt
Organism: Schistosoma intercalatum
Lineage: Eukaryota; Metazoa; Platyhelminthes; Trematoda; Strigeidida; Schistosomatidae
Source: the annotation of a GenBank genome assembly
AUGCCUCCAAAGAGAAACAUAAGAAAUAAGGAUGAUGAUGAAGACGAAAGUGUUAGGGCUAAUGCUAACAACAACGAGAGAAAAAACACAAAGUCGGGGAAUAAGAAAAAUAGAGAUGCCGAGGAUGAAAGUAUUAAAGCUGAUACUAAUAACAAUGAGAAAAGAAACACAAAGUCAGGGAAUAAGAAAAAUAAGGGGAAAGCUGCUAACCAUGUUCCUUCGGAUUCUGAAGAGGAUAAAGUAAUUCCAGACGACUCUAUUGCGAAGAAAAAGGAAAAAAAGAAGAAAGGGAAAGAACAAUUAGUCAGUGAUAUAGUUGAAAAGCAAAGGGACACACAAAUGCGAAUGGAAAGUCAUAAGUCUAGUAAUGAAUCUCUCAAAUCAGAUGAAGUUGAUGACGAAUUUUACAAAAAGAAAAGAAAAGCGGGACGUAAUACUGUUAAACGCGCAGAUUCUGAAGACGAAGGGGAUGCAAAUAAGACAUCAAAUAAAAAACAGGGGAAAAAGAAAGGUAAAUUAAAUGGGAUUGAUGCAGAACAGAUGGGUCAAAAUGCUGAUAUCCAACAAAAAACAGAAGUUUGUGAUUCCAAAAUGAAUUCAAAUCGUGAAACCCCACAAAUGGAUUAUGAACUUGAUGAGAAGUCUACAAAACCUGAAGAGAUUGAUGACGACUUCUAUACAAAGAAAAGAAAGGUCGGUCGUGGAAAACAAAAACAAAAACCAGAACAUGAAGAACUAUCUAAUCAAAAUGCAACUGGUAAGAAAAAGAAGCAGAAACCCGGAAAAAAGAAACAUGACGAUGGAUUCGAUAGUGAACAAGAAGACCUUGAUGGUUUGGCCAAAGCUAUGACAGUUGUUUCUUUAGAUAGUGAAAUAGAUUAUCUUAAUCCUCAAAUCACUAAGUUUGAUGGGUUUUCAGCAAUUUCUCUUGAUCAUCAUACCACAGUAAACAGUCCAGAGACAACCGAUAAUGUCCAUAUUAUAUCUGAUGACCCCUUAGAUAGUAAACCCCAGAUUGACGUUACAGAAUCAGAGCCACCUACUGAUAAUGAUAUUAAUUCACUGACAAACAAGUGUUCGACUACUGAUAUAGAAUUGGAGGAUGAUACCUCUUCUAAACCAACUUUAAUUGAAGAAAGCGUCACGGAAAUUGAUGCUAAUGCCGUAAAACCAAAGAUAUCAAAGAAGGAGCUGAAGAAGCUUAAAAAGAAAGAGGAGUUUGAAAAACUUGUUGAAAAUGCAAAAGCUAAAAUUAUCGCAUCUUCUGGAACACUCGAUAACUUUGCACUUUCGCAAGCUUCUGGUAAUACAAAAUCUGAACAACAGGACAAUCAGCUUGAUAUACGAGUUGAAAAUUUCUCGAUUGCCGCUAAAGGAAAGGAUUUAUUUGUAAAUGCAUCCCUUCAAAUUACCCAUGGCCGUCGUUAUGGGUUAGUGGGGCCUAAUGGCUAUGGGAAAACUACAUUACUUCGCCACAUUGCUACCCGAGCGAUCAAUAUCCCUGCAAAUAUCGAUGUGCUUCUUUGUGAACAAGAAGUUGUAGCUGACUCUACACCCGCAUUUGAAAUGGUUCUCAGAUCGGAUAAAAGACGAUUAGAAUUAUUAGAAGAAUGUGAAAAGCUGAAAUCUCUCUUAGAAACAGAUCAAAGUCCAUCUGUAGUUGACAAGUUUAAUGAGGUUUAUGAAGAACUUGUUGCGAUUAAAGCUGAUGCAGCAGAAGGCAAAGCUAGACGUAUAUUAUCUGGUCUAGGUUUCACGAAAAAUAUGAUGGACAGACCUACUAAAGAUUUAUCGGGAGGUUGGAGAAUGCGUGUCAGUCUGGCUAGAGCUUUAUUUUUGGAACCAACACUUUUACUACUAGACGAACCGACAAAUCAUUUAGAUUUGAAUGCAGUUAUAUGGUUAGAUAAUUAUCUUCAAAGUUGGAAGAAAACUCUCCUGAUUGUUUCACAUGACCAAUCAUUCUUAGAUAAUGUUUGUACAGAUAUCAUCCAUUUAGACCAACGUCAGUUAUUCUAUUAUAGAGGCAAUUAUAUUAACUUUAAAAGUAUGUUUAUCCAACGUAGAAAAGAACAGUUGAAGGAAUAUGAAAAACAAGAAAAACGUCUUAAAGAAUUAAAACAAUCUGGAAUGAGUAAUAAACAAGCUCAAGCAAAAAAUCAGCGUGAUGCAUUAACAAGAAAACAGGCGAAAAAUAAGCAAACUUCUAAUGAACUUAAUGAUAAUGGAAAACCACAGUUAUUAUCUAAACCAAAGGAGUAUGUUGUUAAGUUCACGUUUCCAAAUCCAACUCCCAUUUCUCCUCCUAUACUCGGUUUAUACAAUGUUACUUUUGCUUAUCCAAAUCAAAAACCGUUGUUUAAAGAAUUGAACUUUGGUAUAGAUAUGACUUCUAGAAUUUCAAUUGUUGGUCCCAAUGGUGUUGGAAAAUCAACAUUUUUAAAACUACUUACGGGUGAAGUACAACCGACUGAUGGAGAACGUCGGUUAAAUCAUCGUGUUAAAAUUGGCAAGUACGAUCAACACUCUGCAGAUCAAUUAAAUUUGAGUGAAACACCAACUGAAUAUUUACAACGCCUUUUCAAUCUAAAUUAUCAAGAUGCUCGUGCAACAUUGGGUAAAUUUGGUUUAGAAGCUCAUGCACAUACUAUUCCUAAUGCUGACCUGUCAGGUGGACAACGUGCUCGCGUUGCUUUUGCUGAAUUAUCACGUCGGGCUCCAGAUAUUUUAAUAUUAGAUGAACCUACAAAUAACUUAGAUAUUGAAUCAAUUGAUGCAUUAGCUGAUGCUAUCAAUGAAUUUGAAGGAGGUGUUAUUGUUGUCAGUCAUGAUGAACGUUUAAUUCGAGAUACAAAUUGUAUUUUAUGGGUUAUAGAAGAUCUUGGAAUUAAUGAAAUAGAUGGUGAUUUUGAUGAUUAUCGUCGUGAAAUUUUAGAUUCUCUUGGUGAAGAAAUAUCUAAUCCAAGUAAAGUGGCUGCAGUUGCUGGAUGUUUAUCUUAA